Messenger RNA from Ctenocephalides felis (cat flea), 1074 nucleotides. RefSeq names its product tyrosine-protein kinase FRK-like. Gene Ontology annotation, molecular function: signaling receptor binding; ATP binding; non-membrane spanning protein tyrosine kinase activity. Gene Ontology annotation, biological process: cell surface receptor protein tyrosine kinase signaling pathway; protein phosphorylation; cell differentiation. The coding region runs from base 455 to 928 and encodes 157 amino acids. Lineage: Eukaryota; Metazoa; Arthropoda; Insecta; Siphonaptera; Pulicidae. The transcript is spliced from 2 exons. The record is from RefSeq and is a predicted model, not a curated record. Gene Ontology annotation, cellular component: extrinsic component of cytoplasmic side of plasma membrane.
GGCGUAGUGCAACACGCAUUUCCAUUUAUUACUUGAAAGUGACAACGUUAGUGAAUUUUAAUAGAAGAUGGAGGAUUCCAAAUUGGCUGCUGUUUGCAAUGGAACUUAUCCCUUUUUUGUGGUUCACUUUGAUGAGUUGACAAUCGGCGAAGUUCAAUAUAAACGAAGUUAAAGAGGUAAGAUCUGGUACAUUUCGAGGAAAGCCACUCUUGGUAACAACCACAAUAGAUGGCGUGGAAAGUCAAGAACAUGAAAAUUUUAAGAAGGAGAUAAAUUUAAGUAAAUCACUGAAACAUCCAAAUAUACGCAAGUUCUUGCCUGGAUCGAAACUCCAAAACAUUACAUCAUUACUGAAAAACUAGACUACAUUUUGUUGCAUUAUUUAAGAGAGAAAGAGAAUAUUAUUAUAGACGAAGAACUUUUCCCUACAUAUUGUCGGCAGAUUAUUGACGGCAUGGAGUAUUUAGAAAGCCAGGAUUUAGUACAUCGAUCUUUAGCUGCGAAACAUAUCUUGCUGACCAAAGACGGCGAUAUAGAAAUAUGUGGUUUGCGAGAAAUGAGAGUUCUUCCUGAUGGCCAAAAUUAUAUAAAAGGAAAACUCGACAAUCCUAAAUAUCGAUGGAUGGGUCCAGAAUCUAUAAAGGAGGACAUAUUUUCGAAUAAAUCUGAUGUUUGGUCUUUUGGAAUUGUCCUUUAUGAAAUUUUCUCAUUGGGUCAGACUCCGUAUGAUAGAAUCAAUGAAGAUCAUGUACUUGAGCAUAUAAAUAAUAACUCGAAACAUUUCACCAAUUUGAUGAGACCCCAAGAUGUUAAGAACUUGGUGACUACUGCAGAAAUGGAGAAAUUCAUUGGCUUAAUACCAAAAUGCUUGAAUGUAGAUCCAAAGAAAAGACCAACUUUUGCCGAAUUGAAGGCCAUGAUCCAGUAAAAAGAAGAAUACUUACCAAUAUUAUAUGUAAAAGAUUAUCAACACUAAUCUAUAAUCUAUCAUUAUUAAUCUAUUCUAUAUAUUUUCAUUAUAUUUCAGUCUACUGUAUUUACAUAUUAUGUAAUGCAACAUGUGUUAUUAUCCUA